Molecule: messenger RNA, 11633 nt
Organism: Amphiprion ocellaris (clown anemonefish)
Lineage: Eukaryota; Metazoa; Chordata; Actinopteri; Pomacentridae
Gene: wwc1
Product: WW and C2 domain containing 1
Exons: 22
Coding region: 799-4296 (1165 amino acids)
Biological process (GO): negative regulation of organ growth; regulation of hippo signaling; regulation of DNA-templated transcription
Cellular component (GO): cytoplasm
Molecular function (GO): molecular adaptor activity; kinase binding
Source: RefSeq, a predicted model, not a curated record
CUUGACGGCGGUUUGACCGAAUCGCUGGGAACGACAGACAGUUUACCGCCGCCGCUACUGCCUCCCCCUCCCUCCCCACCUCCGUCCGGUGCCUAACGGAGAAUUUAGCGACGCGACGGAGAAGUUUGCGGCGGAUUUAGCGGUUUUCCACGGCCACUCGGCUCUCGGUGCUCGGGGCGGCAGCUCGGAGUGUUCGUCCCCCCGCGGCGGGCGGCUAGCAUCGGUUACGGCCGCUAAAUAUGGUGGCCUGCUGGCUGGGAGACGAGACGAGCCCGGUCCGGAGCUGAUUGUUAGCGGCGCUCGGAGCGUCCUUGUGAACGACGGCGGCUGCGGACAUUUUUUUUUAUUUUUUAUUAUUAUUCCACAUCGUAUUUGGAGUUUUUUUGCGGACGCGAGGCUGCUGUCUCCGUCUCCAGCCGCCGUUGGUGCUCCGUGGAGCGGCGAUAAUUGAAAAGUUGUCCCCAGGCCGCCGCAAAGUUUCUGGGAAAGUUGCACCGACAUGCUGGAGGACGGAGCUGCGGCUCUGGAGGCUCCCGGCUCCCUGUGAGAUGUUUCGGAGCACAAGUGCGACCUGCUGGAGAUUCUUCUAAACAUCCAGUUUUGGUUCAUUAUCAGUCUGUGGAUUAUUAUGGAUUAUUAUCUUAUUAUGGCCUAAUCCAACCAGAGCCUGACCGGGAGUUGUGGGAUUAACUGCUGAUUUCAUUGAUGAUGAUGAUGAUGAAGACAGAGAGAAGCGAUGGUUUCCCUUCGUUGUGAUUUUGUGUAGAGAGGGGUUCAUUACAUGGAGACUCGCCUGACAUGCCAAGGAAGGAGUUGCCACUACCUGACGGUUGGGAGGAAGCCAGAGACUUCGAUGGCAAAGUUUACUACAUCGACCACAUCAACCAGUGCACGAGCUGGAUCGACCCCAGAGACAGGCAGACGAAGCCUCUGACGUUCGCUGACUGCAUCGGCGAUGAGCUGCCGGUCGGCUGGGAGGAGGCGUACGACCCCGUGGUCGGAGCGUAUUAUGUCGACCACAACACCAAGAGCACCCAGCUGGAGGACCCACGGGCCCAGUGGCAGCGGGAGCAGGAGGCCAUGCUGCGGGAUUACCUGGCCGUGGCCCGGGACGCCCUCAGCGCCCAGAAGGAGAUCUACCAGGUGAAGGAGCAGCGACUCCGCCUGGCCCAGCAGGAGUACCGGCAGCUCAACGACGCCUGGAGGGACAAGUCCACGUCCCAGACCAGCUUGAACUCCAGAUCGUCCUCGUCCAGCAAAUACGACCCAGAGAUCCUCAAAGCUGAAAUAGCCACUGCCAAAAGUCGGGUGAACAAGCUGAAGCGGGACCUGGCCUGUAUGAAGCAGGAGCUGCAGUACAAAGAACAAGGCUUUGCGACCCUCAAAGAGAUCGACCAGAAGGUGUCCAACAGUCCGUACGGCUACAAGCUUCAGGAGGCUCAGGCCAUCCUCAGCGAGGUUCGCUCCAUCCGAGACGCCAUCAGCUCCGGGGAGAAGGAGAAGCAGGAGCUCAUGCAGAAACUGGCGGUGCUGAAGGACGGUUUCCAGCUGGACUCGGGUUCUCAGCAGGAGCUUUGGGGCAGCAGUCCGUCGCUCGCCAACUCAGAGGCGUCCAUCCCCCGACUCUACUCUGACGCUGGCUCCCAAACCGACAUCCCCGCUGAGUUUAUGACCAGCACCAACAAACUGGCAGAAAAAGUUCGUCUGAGCCUGAAGUAUGAGGAAGCCAAGAGAAGAAUCGCCACCAUCGAGGUCCAGAUCGCCAAACUGGACAGCGAGGCGUGGCCGGGGCUGCUGGACCCGGAGCGAGACCGCCUCAUCCUCAUCAACGAGAAGGAGGAGCUGCUGAAGGAGCUGCAGUACGUCCGGCCUCGCCAACGCCUGGAGCCCAACGACGCCGAGAAGCUGGAGUCGGAGAAGAAACGCCUGGAGAGAGACCUGCAGGCCGCCAGAGACAACCAGAGUAAAGCUCUGACGGAGAGGCUGCGACUUCACUGCAAGAGGAACAAGCUGGUCAGAGAGCUGGAGGAGAUGGUUCGACUGGCCACGUCGCUGCACACUCAACUCAAAAGCCUCUCGGCCAGCACCUUGUCCUGUUCGUCCGGCAGCAGUCGAGGCUCCCUGACGUCCAGCCGUGGAUCUCUGGCCACCACCUCCAGCCUGGGAUCCACCUCCUCCCUCAGCUUCACAGACAUCUACCUGGAGCAGCCCGAGCUGGCUGACCCGGACUUCCAGAACAAGCUGGACAGCCUCCUGCAGGAGGGCGGCCAGGGAGGCUACCGGCCCUCCAGCUCCAUUACCACCAUCCAUGAACACGAGGUGGUGACGGGCUGUGGGGGAAGGGACUCUGGGAGGCUCGAGGGCAAAGCAGGAGUUGUAGGAGGAGAUGCAGGAAGUUCUGCUGGAGGAGGUCCAGGAGGUAAUGUCGGGGUGGAGUCGGGGUCUUCCAGGAUCCAGGCCCUCAGACUGUCAGAAACCCCUCGCUCCAUGAGCUCUUUAUCUCCGCGGUCGUCACUCUCCUCGCUGUCUCCGCCGUGUUCGCCGCUUGUCACGGACACUACCUUCUUGUCCGGAGAGGCUUUCGCGAGCCAGACGGGGCCUGGCGGGUUGGGCCUGGAUCUGGAGCUCCACAGCCGGUUAGCAGAGCUGGAGCUGGGCUUGGACUCUGAGGAGCAGCAGCAAGAGGAGCAUGGAGGUUCUGGAGGGCUGGAGGAGAAGCAGAACACCACGCUGGGAGAGGAGGUCAAAGACUCGACUCCUCAGCUGCGAGGGACGGGGGCGGGGCCAAAGAAGAUGGGCGUGACCUCGGCGGUGUCGGACGAAUCGGUGGCUGGCGAUAGCGGAGUGUACGAACCGUCGGAGCGCAGGCCGGGCCUCCCUGCCGACCUCCUGCUGGGCUCCUACGAGGAGAGGUUGGCUUCGGGCUGCUCUCAGGUGCAACUCGGCUUCCGUUACGAGUCCAGAGACCAGAGAUUCACCGUCUACGUCAUGCAGCUGUCCAACUGCAGCGCCCUCUGCCUGCCCACCGACCACAAAAUGUAUGUUCGCAUGGUGGUGCUGCCCUGCGUGGAGGCGACUCGCUGCCUCUUCCGAACUCGCAGCUCGCUGCCUCAGGACGUCGUGGAGUUCAACGAGGUGUUCGGCAUACAGAUCUCCCACAGUGCACUGCGGCAGAAAACCCUGAGGGUUGACGUCUGCAACACCAGCAAGUCCGGACAUGAGGACUGUCUGGCCGGAGCUCAGAUCAGUCUGGCUGACGUCAGCUGUUCGGAGGACCGACGCUCCAAGUGGUACAACCUGCUGAGUCGCGUCUACAUGCCCGAGAUCAGCAACAAGGACAAAGACGGCAGCAGAGCGUCAAGCGGUUCUGAUCGGACUCGUGUUUCCAACAGCGACAGAGUCGGAGCUCCAAUAGACGAUGAGUGGCAUGGCGACCCUCUGGAAGCGGAUAUAUUUGAUGACGAAGAAGGAAACGGCGUGGAGGGGGUGGGGCCUCUGGAGGAAGAGGACGAGUUUUAUCCUGACAGCAGCCAAUGGGAAGCGGAGGAAGAGGAGGAGGAAGAGGAAGAGAAGGUGACCAAACCUCCUCCUCCAGCAGCACUCGUCACAGAGAAGGUGAACAAGGAGACGAGCAUAGACAGCUUGUCAUCGUCCCAUCGCUGCUCGGUGGUUCGGCCCAAAGAGCGGCGCCCGGACGUCCACCAGCAGAACCCCUUCAUGAGGGGCAACACCAUCAUCCGCUCUAAGACCUUCUCACCUGGACCUCAGAGCCAGUACAUCUGCAGGAUUAACCGCAGUGAUAGUGACAGCUCCACUCUGUCCAAGAAAUCACCGUUUGUCCGAAACGCCUCAGAGAGACGCAGCAUGCGCAUGAAGAAGCCUCCGGUGCAGGUCAGAGGUCUGGACGGCCUCCUGAGGACCUCCCUGGACCUGGAGCUGGACCUGCAGGUGUCUCGGACUCGGCAGGCCCGGCUGGCCCAGGAACUCCGGGUCCUGCGGGAGCUGAAGUCGCAGCUGGAGAAGGCGAGGCAGCAGGGCCAGAGGGAGCUGCCGGCCUGGGUUCAGGAAGACGAGCGCUUCCGGAUCCUCCUCAGGCAGGCCGAGAAACAGACUUGUGAGGAGCAGCUGCAGGAGAAGCGAGUGGAGAAGAUGAUGAGGGCUGCAGCCAAGGACGUCCACAAGAUCCGAGGCCAGAGCCGCAAAGAAGUCCCCGAGGUCCAGACCUUCAGGGAGAAGAUGGCGUUCUUCACACGAGCAAAGACCUGCAUCCCCGACCUGCCGGCUGACGACGUGUAAAGAAGCAUUUCAAAGUAUUUUCCCUCCCGAGUCUUAACCUGCUGUUCCCUCACAUGAAGCAAAUGUUUGGCGGUGUAAUGAAGAAUUCCAAAAACAACAACAACAUAUUCACAAGUAUAAAAAACAAAACACUGAAAACAGUGAAGAGAGAAAUUUUUAAGGAGCUCAGCAUUUCUAAUGUGGAUAGUCUUUGUAAAUUAGUGAUAGCACUGCUAGAGCUUUUUUAUUAUUAUUAUUAUUAUUAUUAUUAUUAUUAUUAUUAUUAUUUUUCAGCUCUUCUGUUUUGUUUUCUGUUACUAACUGGCUGUUUAUAGGCUCUAGGUGUUUAAAAUCAUUCCAGGAACGACACGUUGACGGCACAAAGUAAAAUCAAAAACGGUACUAAAGAAAAAUCUAAGCAGAAUAACCAUCUGCACUUAAAAGAUAUUUAAUAUUCACAUCGUAUGUUUGUUUUUUAGAGCAUUUUGAAGAUUUUAUACUCAGACUCAAGCACACGGUCUUUUUUAUUUGUUUUUAAAUAUCAUUAUCAGUGAAACUUUUCCAUAUGUGUAAAUAUGGAUCAGAGUUAAAGUCAGUUAUAAUCCUUAAGAUUUUAAACUUAUGCUUUUCCUAUUUUGGAGAGUAUAAGUUGGGUUUGUUUUAUGGACAGACGGGAAACAACCUGGUUUAAUCAGCAGCACAAAACUGAGUUUCGAGUCGACGCUGAUGAAUCUAUUUUGUAGUUUUCAGGAGUUUAAAUCACCUCCUGAUGCUUGCAUCGACCUAGACUGGUAUCUUCUAGUCUCUCAGGUUGAACUAUUUAAUGUAAUAACUAAAAUUUUUAACAAUAUUUUUAGAAAUAAACAAGAAAUAAUCCAAACUUGUGGUCGUAACUUGAACCUAAACUGCCCCUCGAAGCCAAAACGCAGCAACUACAGACCAGAACCAGAGUUUUUUACCUCUUAAAAUGACUUUACAUCAUGUCUAAACUAAAGAAACGGAGCAGUAACACAUUUUUUUGUUAAUAAUGCAGUAAACAACUUCUAAAUUUUAACAAUCAGGGCCCCGUACAGCUAAGUAAGUCAAAUCUCUUAACCCUCUGAACCCCAAACAGAGUCUGGGUGUUGAAGAUACAUCCAGCGUGAUGAAACAUCUUUCUGCAGCUGAUGUACAAAGAAGAGAAGAAAGAAAGUUUGUUUUUACAACCUUGACACACUUUCUCUCUCUACUCUGAACAUCGGCUGUAGAAAGAUGUUUCUCCAUGCUGGAUGUAUCUCCAACACCCUGCUCCUCUGCUCACUGUUUCUGAGCCAUGCUGCAUUCGUCUUGUGGUUUUCGUCUCGUUUUUGUGGUUUUCUGUCUCUUUUAUGUCAUUUUGUCUUGUUUUUUGUUGUUCUGCGUCUCGGUUGUGUCUCUUCUUUGUCAUCUUGAGUCUCAUUUUUGUGGUUUUGUGUCUCGUCUGUGGUCGUUUUGUCUCCACAUACUACGGAUACUAAGUUAUUUCCAUGUUUUCAGCCUCUACAAACUUUCUCUCUACUCUGAACGCCAGCUGUAGAAAGAUGUUUCACCAUGCUGAAUGUAUCUCCAACAACUUGCUGCUCUGUUCACUGUUUUUGAGCCAUGCUGCAUUUAUUUUAUCGAUCCAGUAGGUUUAAUUUUCCUCUCUGCUCUGUGGAAACACUGCCUGCAGUUCAGUCGAAAACUUUCAGAUUUUUUGACUGCUGGUCACAGCUCAGUCACUCGUGACUUUUUUAGUUGUACCGAGGUGCUCAGAAACAUUUUAUUUUUUUGCAGAAUCUGGUGCUACAUUUUUAUAUAAGAACUAGAAUGUGGUUAUUUUUUCCAAGAGAUGCACACGUCUCACAGGAUACCUUCACAGACUGUUGGAAAGUUGAACAUUCGGUAAUUUUUUUGUGUUUCACACUUGCUGGCUCUGAUAAAUGGUGUUUUGUUUUUUUUUCUUUUUUCUAAAUUAAACAAAAAGCAUACCAUUAAAAUGGCAGGUUUUGGGGUUUGGAGGGUUAAUGCGGCUCUUUUCAAAGCAAAACUUGUGAAGCACAAAUCAAAUAUACUUUUUUUUUGGUAAAAUAAAGCAGCUGUAACUGAUAGUUUUAUAGCUAGAGACUAGCUACUGAACAUAUUAUAACAUUUAGCACCUAAAAAGUCCAAUUUUCCCUUCAAGAGGUGGUCGAGACCAAAAAUGGAGCUAAAAUAGGGUAAAUAAUGCAGCUGCAUUUCUUGCAUUUAUUUAAAUGUCCUUUAUGGUCUCUCCUGUGACACUUUGGGGCUACAAAAAUCAGCUUUUAAAGAUUUUUUUUUCUGUUAGUGCUGCAGUUCUUCUGUAGUUUCUUCUCUCUACCUUCGUGGGGCAGCGUUGUGAAAUUAUCUACAAAAUUACUCUGUUUCUGUAUUGAGAAACAUCAAGGAUUUCAGAAAAUAAAGUCUGCAAAAUCUGAAUUUAGUGAGAAGAAAAAUAAAUCCUCUACCAACGUAUAACUACUGUUACCGCCAUUAACCACCAGGUGUCGCCACAUCAACCCGAACUGAAAUCUUAAGCAUUAUAGGUUCCGUAGCUUCAAAUCAAGCUGUACUUUUUAAUGUAAAAUAAUCGGCUGAAGCUUGUCUGACGUUAUGUGUACGCCAUCGUUCACUACGUAAAACACUACACAACAACUGAGAGAGGAAAAAAAAUCACCAGGAAGACUAUUCUAAAGUUUAAAGAAAAUGUUGUCGUAAUUUUAGUCUCACACACAUUCAGCAAAGUGUAGAAACAGCACUAACUCUCACUAACACUCAGGUAGUUGAUCGGAUAGUCUGCACUUUAAGAAACUUGAGGUUUUUAAGGAAAAACACUAAAAAAAAGAAACUUGAUGUGGGUUUUUGGAAAGUUAGUUAUACAAGAAAAGACAUCCAGAAGCCUUUGCCUCACGCUGGAAUGAUUGUUGAUUGUUGAAGCACACGAUGAUUGUCGAAACACACACAGGACGUGAAGAUCCAAUGUAUUUUUGAUGACUGUGAACUACUUACUGAUUGUAUGAUUGUUAGACUGGAAACAAAAAAACAGCCAAUAGGAAGACAGAAGUCCAGCUUAAGGCUCCUGCACUUCUCUCUGAUUGGCUGAUUUCUGCCCUGAUGAAACUUAAGUUUGUUCAGCUUUUAUAGUUUUAAUUUCCCCUGCCUUUCCACAACGUAACUGGAUAUUCUGGAUACAUAUCUGAAUAAAUAACUGGACGUUCAGUGGUUAAAUCAAGUCGAGUCACAUUAGCGUGGUGCCCCAGCAACACUGAACUUUUGAUUUUCUCUGCUCUAGUUCAUAGAUUUGCCUCAAUACUUAUCAAAAUGGCUCUUUCUCGCAGCUGUAAAAUAUAUUCUGGGUUUUUUUUUUUUUCAGCUUGCGAGCCUUGAAAGAGAGUCAAUAUUGGACUUGAAAUUCAUCAGGUGGCCACAAACAUGACUCCAAAUGGAUAAAAAUGUUUUUCUGUAGCCGCUGGAUAUCGAUUUGUUUACCAGAAGAACUGUGUAUGCUGCCCCCUAGUGGCCAAAAAACUCAAAUAUGAGCGAUUCAACACAUGCAGAGUUACAAAAACAUGAUUUUUUUUUUCUUGAAUACAACAGAAACGAACAAUUUGUUCAUUCAAAUACUGAUAAAAAAUGCUUUAUUGGAAAAAUGAAUCACAGACUUCAUUGUUGCUGGGUCACCGAGCUAAAAGUGUGUAUUUUGGGUACGUUAUAUUAUUUUAUAUCCACAUUUUCAUUCCCGAUGUUAACAAGAAUGUAACCGACAGAAACCUAGCUGCUGCUGCUGCCAUUCCAGAUUUCCUUUUUUACUUCUUUAAGACAAACAGCAGCUCAUAAACGUGUUUUUUUUUUUGUGUGAUUCAUGAGUUAACCAGGAAGUUAUUUUGCCCGUCUCCAUUGAAUGUUGCUUUUCUUUUCCCUCCCAAGUCCUUUCCUGAUCUCCAAAAAUGAAAAUCAGUCUUGUUUUCUGAUAAGUAUACUCUGUAAUUGUUUUCAAUCCACAUUAAAGUAAAGAUAGUCGCACCACAUUCAGGUAGCAGUAGGAAUAUUUUGCACAGGUGUCUGUAAGAACCGUAAAUAUCACAGAAAUUCACGAUCGGACACUCUUUAUCCCUCGUCUAGAGAGGACUUGAUGGGUUUGGAUGUUGUUCGGCUGUAUUCACACAGCAGGAAAUAAACAUUUAUUAAAUUCUAUUAAAGCCUGAUUUCAGUCUGAACAGUCAGUGACCCAACAAAAGAUCGAUACCAAAGAUUUAACACCGGAUGAUCUCGCUGGAACAGAACCAUUCAACCGAGCUGAACUCGUGGAACCUGUCGGUGUUAUAAGCCAGGAUGAAAACAUCCUCUAAAAAAUAGAAUACAGAUAAAAAUUAGACCUUUUUUUCAGUUGACCAGUGGGAACACUUGAGUGCAGUUCUUCCAGUCAGUUUGACUCUUUUUUAAAAACGGGUUUAGAAAUUAUACAUACAUAUUUUUUAGUAUCAUGGUAGAAAAGGUUCAUAUAAAUGGAUAAACUCCAAGCGACUUAAGGUGGUUUUGACUUCUCUAACAAGUUAACACACUUCAUAGAAGAUCAAAACAUCUUUUCUAAGUAACUUCUGGUUUAACAAACAUAUAAGUCACUACCAGUCAACUAGUUCUUUCAUCGUCUUGUCUGAUGCCAGCUGACUUGAAUGAAUUAAAAAUGUCUGUAAUUGAUAUUUUCAUGACUAGAGACUUGCUGAGGAACACAGUGGAGUGUUUAGCAGCAGCAGCAGGAAGUGGUGGAGACCAAAAAUAGAGCUAAAAGUGAGAAAAUGUCGGACUUUUGCUACAAACAUGACUCUAAAUGCAUGAAAAUGUUGCUCUGUUGCUGCUGGAUGUGGAAAUAAAAAUCUGUUUAUUUGCCACAUCAGCUGCUUCUGCUAUUCCAAAGUGGCCAAAAUAUUCGGAUUCGGAAAGUUCAAGAAAAUAAAUAUUACAUUACUUUAUAUCAAAGUGUUAAGUGAGAGAGUAAACAAUGAGUAAGGCAUCUAUAAUUCAUUUUUCAUGAAUAGAGUUUUGCAGAUGAGGGUAGUGAAGCGUUUGUCAACAGAAAGAGACAGAACUGAACCAUUUGAAGGUAGUGGAGACCAAAAAUGGAGCUAAAACAGUGAAUAUUGGACUUAGACUGAUCAGGUGGCCACAAAUAUUACUCCAAAUGGAUGAAUGUAGAUGCUGGAUGUUGAAAGAAACACUUGUUUGCUCAACAAAUCAAAUGUUUAUGCUGCCCCCAAGUGGCAAAAAAAUCGUAAACAAGAGUUGGACGAAAUUAAGCUUUACAAAAACAUGGAUUUUUUUACUUGAACACAAAUACAACAUACGUCAACAACUGAUAGAAAAUACAGCAUUGGGAAAAAAAAAUGUAUCAUAUACUUGACUUGCCGCCGGAUCACCAAGCUAAACCCGUGUACUUUGGAUGCGUUUUAUUAUUUUAAAUCAACAUGUCUCCAUUCCUGUCGUAAACAAGAACAUAGCUAACAAAAACUGUCUUGAAAAAUGCAGAUUUUAUGUCAAAAAGCGACUUUUCAACUGCAGGAACUUGGUUGCGUUUCCAGAAACAAACCCCUAAAAGCCACGUUUAGCCUUUCUGUUAAUGGACAACUUUAUGAAUUUUACGUCGUUAGCCGUUUUAUCUGGUGUAGGAACCAUUUCCUCCCAUAAAAAGAGCCCUGAAAUAGGUACUACAGGGACGGUUCUCACAAUUAGAACAUGUUUAAAGGUUCAGGACGCCUUAAACAAAUCUUGAUAUCUAUAGAGUCGGAAAUGACUUAACUAAAGAGGUUUGUGGAGUGUUAAGGGUUGAUGUUGAAAUGUACCUGAAGUAGCAGCAGCAGAACAGUAGGGGGCAGCGCUGCUCAUCAGAAAAGACAUCAAGAAGCUGCCCCAUCAUCAUGAUAAACUAGAUCUGUGUUUAACCCUCCUGUUGCCCUCAUUCACAGGCACAAAAAAUAUUGUUUCCUUGUCUGAAAAAAUACAAAAAUUCAGCAAAAAACUCCUAAAAUUUCAGAAAAUUUGCAAAACCUCCAGGAAGAAAAUUCCAAUAAUUCCUUAAAAGUUUCCCUUAAAAGUUUUAUUUAAAAAAAAAAAAAAAAAAUCCCCCAAAUUUGGCAAGAAAAUUAUUGUAAAUAUUUUCAAAAAAAUGAGAAAAAUCUUCCAAAAAAAUCCUAAAAAUAUCUAAAGCGAUUACAUGUACAUUAGUAAAACUUCUAAUAUUUUCUUUAAGAACAUUCACAAAAAAUUCUGCGAAAUUUGCUGAUUUUGGUUGUUUUUUUGUGAAUGUUCUUAAACUUUUUUUUUGGCAUUUUUUUUCCACCAAAAAAUGCUAAAAAAUUUCCCAAAAAUGUUGAAAAUGUGGACACCAGAAGUUUCACUGUGAAAUUAUAUAUUUUUUUCCACAUUUUCAAACUUUAAAACGUGUCAAUUUUGACCCGCAGGACGACACGAGGGUUAAGUUUCCUGAGCUGUGAUCUGACUGUUCAGACUGAGGCCUUAAAUACAUCAGACGAGGAUGAAGGUGUCGCUAAGAAUCAAAAACAAACUCUUGUGAACGCAGCCGUUACCGCCGGGGGUUUAACCGCAGCAGGAACACUGUGAAACGAAUGAAAGUGUUUGGAGUUACGUGAGAGAACGUGCCUUUGGAGAGCAACGUGUAAAAUAUUACUGGUGUAUUCUUUUUUUUUUUUUUUGUCUUAAAUGUCCGAACUCGGCAGCUGUCGUCUGAGGCGAGAAAAAACAAAAAAAAUAGCUGUAGAGGGACAUUCAUUGUGUGAAUGUGAGCAGUUUUCUUUCACUGUAGAUCGAAUAGAUUGAGAAACUGUCCGUAGCGUCUGUUUAAAGUUCACCGAUUAACCUCGAAAUCAAACACGUCUCUGUGUAACCACGUCUGGAUGAAGGAAUGUAGGUUUUUGCUACGAGAAAUCAUUCAGAGAAUAAAAACCGAAUGCUGUUAGUCACGAUGAUUCAUCGCGUAGGUUGUGACAUCCUUCUUGUUUGUUUUUUUGAAGUUUUUUUCCUCGUUUGCUGAUUUUUUUCUAAUGAAUCUGUUUGUAUUUGGACUGGCGAUGAACCCGGUGUUGUGUACGCAGGCGGCUAUGAGAAACAUACAGCAUGUAUUUAUUGCACUUUUGUGAUUUGGGUGUGCUUUUUCCUGUUUUUUUUUUUUUUCUUUUUAUCGCGAGAGUCCCGAAAAGCUGUGAAUUUUAUUCUCAGACACUGUACUGUCGACCAGAGUUGUAAAUAUUUCACCAGCACAAAAAACAACAAAAAUAAACGAUAUGUUUUGUAGUUUCACAACAAAUAAAAAAGUUCUUCUCUUCUAA